Molecule: messenger RNA, 3334 nt
Organism: Botrytis deweyae
Lineage: Eukaryota; Fungi; Ascomycota; Leotiomycetes; Helotiales; Sclerotiniaceae
Exons: 2
Coding region: 673-3075 (800 amino acids)
Source: RefSeq, a predicted model, not a curated record
AAAUAUGCAUUGAAAUGUAUCAUUGCUUUGUCGAAUUUGCUCCGAGACAAUGAAACACUUCAUGAUUCCUACCUAGGUAGGUAUCUUCGCUUGGUGCGCAAUAUGUCUCGUCCAUCGGACACGUUUAUACCAACGACAAAUCGAAAAGGGAUCAAUGAUUUCUAGGAAAUCACAACAGGGCUUCGAACAAUCCCCGUAGAAUCGCUCCUUUUUGCUAUUGUGGCGUGUAAGCUGAAGGAUCAGGUCCAAUUAGCUUCCUUAUCCUACAAGGUUGCAUAUAUAUGAUGCAAGUUGCUAUAGCUAUCCACUCUGGGGCCAAACUUCCUUGUUCUACUCUGGGGAAGCCUGUAAGCUCUUGUAAAGUUGACGCAAUGAUGUAUUCCAAUCAGAACUUGGGUCAUAGUUGGUCCCAGCCUUGGUUUUCGGGACACCUUGGAGACAGUGAGAUCAUUCUUUGCGCAUCUAAUUACUAAGAUGAACACAGCAUUCGACUUUAGUGCCAUUAACUGUUACACCACUGAAGCCUCUAUAUACCUGUGAAAGGUAUCCGUCAAACUGUCUCCUCACUUUAUUGUUCGUUAUCAGUGGACGCUUUUAGUCAAGCAACGCACCUCUCGCUACGAUCCAGAUUCCAUACAAUUCACAUCAUCCACAACCGCAAAAAUCACAGAAAUGGCAGACACACAAGAAGCUCCUAAAAAAGCCUUGAAGAAGACUAACAAAACUCCUAUCAAGAAGAAGCCUUCGACUCCUAAAGCAGAUACCUCUUCAGUACCGAGUGAAAAGCCAUCGGUUCCAAACACACCAACUGUCCCAAAAGAUACCAGCGAUGUAACGAAAUCCGCAAAGCAGGGCUCCACCACCAAAGCCAAGAAAUUCGCACCUAAAUUACCAGCAACACCACCAGCUGACAAAAACAUACCACACCCUGAAGUGACAUCUCCUUCGCCAGCGCCAAAAUCCCAAAGCAAGCCAAAGAUCAAGAAAUUCAAAAAGCCAGUCGAAAACCCCGAGCCAGUUCCUGAGCCAGAGGAACAAGAGAAAGACGGCGAACAAGACGAUAACGACCAAUCUGAGAAGGAGGAGCCCCAGUCUGAGAAGCCAAAAUCUAAGCCAAAGAAAUUUUCAAAGGCUAAGAAAUCUGAGCCUGAGCCUCAACCUGAGCAAGACGAGCCAGAUCAUGACGAGGAAGCAGACAACGAGCCUGAACAAGAUGAAGACCACGUUGAGCCUGAGCCAAAGAAGGAGGCCCCUCGGCCAAAGAAGUUUUCAAAAACCAAGAAACCUGAACCAAAGCCAGAACCUGAAGAGCAAGAUCAGGAAUCUGAAGCCGAGGCUGAAGGUGAACAGGAAGAGCCAGAGAAGGUAGAACAAAAGGAGGAAGCACCUCGACCGAAGAAAUUUUCAAAGACCAAAAAGUCUCAACCCAAGCCGGAACCCCAAGGUCAAAACGAAGAAUCCGAGGGUGAGGCUGAACAAGAAGAACCAAUCAAGGCAAAUAAGAAGGAGGAACAUGAUGAAGGUAUCGAAAUGGCAGAUGGUGAGGAAGACGGGGAAGAUAAUGAAGAUGAAGCCGAAAAUGAGGGCGAAGUAGAUGACGAUUCCGAUGUUCAAGAUGACGAGGAACAAGAUGUCAGCGAGGAAGAAGAGGAUGAAGAGGAAGGAGAUGAUCAAGAUGAGGAAAAUGAAGAAGAAGAGGAAGAGGAAAAUGAAUUGGCUGAAGCUAUUCCCGAUGUCCAACCAGAUGUUAUUACCUCAGCACCUCCUAUCCCAGACGACUUCAAGGAAAGCAUCGAGCCUCUCAAGUCAGUAACUAAGUCUGAGCCUACUAAGCAAGUUACAAAGUCUAUCGAAGACGCAAAAGACUCGGUCCCUGAGCCUGCAAAGGAAGCUGCUAAACGACCAAAGAAAUUCCUAAGCAAGGCUUCCAAGGCUGCCCAAAAAGCCCAAGGCCAAGUCAAUGGUUUUGCGGAUGACAGCUCCAAGAAAGCUCAAGACACUGUCGAUACUGCACCUGGCGCUGACCAAGUUAAGGAUACUGCAUCCGGCGCAACCGACAAAGCCAAAGAUACUGGAGACAAAGCAUCUAAAGUAUCCAAGGAAGGAGUUGAUAAAGUCAAGGAGACUACUGAAAAAGUUCCGGACGCUGAUCAAGCCACCAGUGCUGCUGAUGGUGCAACUUCCAAGGCUCAAGAUGCUGGAUCGAAGGUAAAGGACAAUGCUGAAAAGGCUACCAGUGAGGUCAAAAAUGCUACACAAGGAAAAACCGAUGAAGCAUCCAAGCUCGGCAAAGAUGCUAGUGACAAGGUCAAUGGAGUUGCGAGUGACUUAAAGGACAAAUCCUCGGAUGCCACCGAUGGUGCCCAGGGUAAAGUCAAUGAUACUAAGUCAAAAGUCAACGGAGUCGCCGGCGAUGUCAAAGACAAAGUUGGAAAUGCCAAAGAUGAUGCGCAAAAGAAGCUUGGCGAUGCUAAAGACACCGCUGGAGAGAAGCUCGAUGGCGUUAAGGGCUCAACUGAUGAUGUCAAGGGUGGUUUACCGUCCACAGAUGAUGCCCAGAAAACUUUGGGUGAAAGUAGCGAAAAAGCUAAGGGUGCAUUGGGAGGAAUCCCUGGCACUGAUAAGGCUACCGAUGCUGUGAAUGGAGUCAAGGACCAAGCUGAGGGAGCAACAGACAGUGCCAAGGACUUUCAAGUUAACAUUCCAAACAUCAAUGACAUUGUCGGUAAGAGUAUCUCUGUUAUCAAAGACGGCUACCUCUUUGACGACCAAGGAAAUGUUAUUGGUCAAGCUACUUCCAACUUUUCAGGGAAGGCAAUUGGUUCUUUCAAAUCUAAGGAAUUGGAGGCCAGAGCAACACAACAAGUUCAAUCUAUCGGCAACAUUGAGAAGCCAAAACUCGAUGGACCGACAUCUGGAGAUGUAGGAUCUCUGGCCGGCGCAUCAGGGCAAAACGCGGAUGCUGCUGCUGCAAGUAGUCCAAGUGAAAUUUUCUUGGAUGUCAAGAGUACAAAUGAGGGGAUCAGUCUGCAAAUCAGAAUUCCUACUGCGUUUAUGAUGAGACCUGGUAAUUAGGGUCGGCGCUAUGGUUAUGGUAGGGUAAUAUUUCGCGGAAUGGACGGAUCUGUCAGGCUGGAUGGUAAUGAGUAUGGAUGGAUGGGUACUGGGAUGGUUUGGUUUGGUUUAGUCUUUUGAAGUUUAUGUUUCAUUAAUGGUUUCAGCACACGGAAUUUACGAUUCAAAAGCCAGCGUGUUAUUUCAGCGUUUAACAUUCAUGUAUAUGUAGCUCUACUGUUCACUUAAUCAAAAAUUUGGUAAUAUUUGCGACUUGGUC